Molecule: messenger RNA, 1650 nt
Organism: Talaromyces marneffei
Lineage: Eukaryota; Fungi; Ascomycota; Eurotiomycetes; Eurotiales; Trichocomaceae
Exons: 1
Coding region: 1-1650 (549 amino acids)
Source: RefSeq, a predicted model, not a curated record
AUGUUCCCUUGGCAGGGAGAAGGAAAAAGCGGUUCGUUUCUACUUGCCACUCAACAGCGAGAGCAACGACAGCAGCAGGCACAGCAGCAAGCACAGCCGCAACAACAACAGCAGUCGGCUCGACAGGAUAAUGGAUAUGGACGAUGGCGGUUACCGUCUGUGAUGCAGCCCUCAGGGCAAGCCGCGAAUGAUAAAAAUAGUAGUAAUCAUACAUCUUCUAGCGCGGCAAAUGGGCGAGCAACGCCGCCUAGAGAUGCAUCAAUGGCUAGGCCGGAGAGUAUUAUUAGUGCUUCUGUAUCUGGCGAUGAUGAUGAAGAGGACGAAGAAGACGGGGACGCAGAAGAGCGAGGCGACUCUGAAGGAGAGGAUAUCCAUUUUAGGUCUUCUAGAAAUGAGGCCAAUCCAGCCGCAACUUCAUCAACAAACGGCGCAGAAAAGCAAGCACGACAACCAGGCCAAAGACUAGGAGAACGCAUGCCACCCCUGGGCUACCCUCCGCAACCAGGCUUCCGCAAUAAUCAUGCACGCCGCCUCAACACCGAGGAAGAAAUAAAGCUUUUCGAACUGUGCAUCAAGCAUAGCUCCACCUUCGGCGAGCGCAGCAAGCUCUGCGAAUGGUGGAAGAACAUCGCCAACGAGUUUAUAGAGAACUACGGCGGUCCGUAUUCGUGGCACUCUGUGCGGAGAAAAGUUGAUCUUGUCACGAGGCAGAGAAUCAAGUACCUUGCAGACUUGAAAGAGGGAAAGAUUGAGGCGGAUCAGGCUACGGAUCCAUGGAAGAAGGUGCUGGACGAAUGGAUUCCGACGUGGGAGAAGUUUGAGGUUUCGGAGAAGAGGAGGAUUGAGGUCCGGGAUCAGAGGGCCGCGAUGAGGAAAAGGAAGGAACCGCCUACUGCUGUUGCAACGACAGCAUCAGGGUCGUCGCCCUCGUCGCCCGCCCCGUCGUCUUCGACUCCCGCUACGAAGCGGAAAUCUACUGGAGAUACGCCAUCGGCUAGUGUUGCACAGCCGUCGGGAUCAUGGCAAGCAACACCUAAUAAAUUGACGCCAGGGCCUAGUCCAUAUGGCCCUGGGCCAUAUCCUCUGCCCGCAGGACCAAUGGGUCCUCCACCACCCUCGACGCCAGGCAUGAAAAUGCCAGAUGGAUAUGACACCAUGUUCCGCAGCCCGGCUCAUCCGGCUACACAUCCAUUAUACCCUUAUCCUUCACCGCAACCAUAUUAUGCUCCACCUCUGGCGACACCUCCGGGAUCAGCUGUUGAUAGUAAUCUGACCUCAGCCGUUCUGGAGACAUUGACGAAACUGAAUAAACAUUUGGAAAAGGCCGAUAGGACCUCAUCGCCUAUCGUUGCUGCUUUGACUGGCAACCAAAACAAUGAUAAAGACACCAACAACACCGCCACUGAAAACGGCGUAUCCUCCUCCUCCUCAACUCCCGACCAAGCAGACGCAGAAGGAUCCCAAGGAACAGAAACGGCCAUCCCUCCAGCGGCUCUGAAGAAGCUGAGGAAUGAACUCCGCGCGGAAUUCGAGACGGAACUGGCCAAAAUCCGAGAAGCGUUCACCUCGAAACUAGAUUCCCUAGAGCAAGCGCAGGAGAUGAUUAUGGAGAUGUUGAGGCAGGAGCCUGGGAGGGAGAGUUCUACUUAA